Messenger RNA from Acanthosepion pharaonis, 1740 nucleotides. The record is from the annotation of a GenBank genome assembly. NCBI's taxonomy places the organism in Eukaryota, Metazoa, Mollusca, Cephalopoda, Sepiida, Sepiidae.
AUGGUAAAUAUUAGUAGUUUAUUUUUGAGUUUUUUCUUACUUCUUUUCCUUCUUUUUUCCCAUUUGUUUUUUUUUUUUUUGUUUAUUUUUCUUUAUCUUCUUCCUUUUUUUUCUUUUUCUUUUCUUACAGAUUUUCUUUUCUCCUCCUUUUUGCUUCCUCUUCUUCCUCUUCACCUGCUUCUUUUUUCUACUUUCUCUGCUAUUUUUAUUCAUGUCUUUCUUUUUUUCUUCUUUCGUUUCUUCUUUCUUUCUUUCUUAUUCUCCCCCUUCCUCCUCUUCCCCCUCCUCCUGUUAUUCGUCUGCCUAUUUUUUUUUCGACAUUUCCUCCUGUUAUUCGUCUAUUCCUCUUCCACUUUUUUUUUUCUUACCUUUUCUUUUUGUUCCUUCAUCUUUUGUUCUUCCUUCUUCUUCAAAUUAACUUUCUUUAUCACCUUCUUUCUUGUUCUUCAUUUUCUUAUUAUUUUCUUUCAUUUUUCUUUACACUUCAAAUUCUUUAUUUACCUUUUUCGAUAUCCAAUCUUCACCUCUUUCUUCGUCUUCAUUUUCAUUCAACUUCUUUUUCAUCCUUCUUCUUUUUUCAUUUUUCAUCAUCAACAUCCAUUUCCUCAUCCGCAUCUUUUCUUCUUCUUGCGUCUCCUAUUCCUUUCUUCCGUCUCCUCCAUUUUCCCUUUCUUUCAUAUUCCAUUUUUUCUUAUUCCAUCAUUUUCCAUCAUUUCUUUUCUUUUCUUCUUCGUUAUUUUAUUAUUUUCUUUUUUUUCUUCUUCUUUAUUUACCUUCUCCUUUCGACAUCCAUCAUCAUCAUCAUCAUCAUCAUCAACUUCCAACAGCAACAACUCUCCUAUUCCUUUCUUCAUCAUCUUUCUCUCCUCCAUUUUCCCUUUCUUCUUUUCAUCUAUCAUCAUCUUUUCCUUCUUCUUUUUCUUUUUCUUUUCUUUUUAUUAUUUUCCUUUUCUUUUUCAUCUCAGCAACUCCUCCAUUCCUUUCUUUCUUCUUCUUUAUUUUCCUUUUUUUUUUAUCUCUACGUUAUUUUAUUCGUUCCAUUUUCUUCUUCUUCUUCCAUUUUCUUCAUUAUUUUCUUAUUAUUUUCCUUUUCUUUUUCAUCUACUCCUACGUUAUUUUUCAUUUUCUUCUUCUUCUUCUUCUUCUUCUUUAUUUACCUUCUCCCUUUCGACAUCCAUCAUCAUCAUCAUCAUCAACAACAGCAACAACUUCUUCUUCUUUACCGUCUCCUAUUCCCUUUCUUCAUCUACUUUUCUCACUUCCAUUUUCUUAUUUUCCUUUCUUUUUUUCCGUUAUUUUUCAUUUUUUCUUCUUUUUCAUCUUUAUUUACCUCCUUUCGACAUCCAUUAUUUUUCAUUUUCUUCUUCUUUCUUCGUCUUUUUUUUUCUAAUUUUUGUCGUUAUUAUUUUUUCUUUCGUUUUUUUCGUUAUUUUUUUUUUAUUUUUCUUCUUCCUUUACAUCCAUCAUUUCAUUUUUUUCCAUCUACUUUUUUUUUUUUUCUUAUUGUCCUUUUCUUUUCAUUGUUAUUUUCAUUUCUUUUUUUUUCUUCUUUUUUCCCUUCUUCUUUGUUUUCUUCAUUUUCUUCCCCGUUCGCUUUCUACUUUUCCUUCCUAUUUCCCUUCUGAUAGUCUUCGUCUUCUUCUUCUCCUUUUCCCUCUUCUUAUUACCCUCGUAUUUUUUUUCAUAUUUUUCCUUUUCCUUUUGCCUUUUUUCAUCAGCAUUAUCUUUCUUUGCAUCUAA